GUUUAACGACAAACAACUACGCAAUGUGUGACAUCGAGUGCUUCGAGUUCAAGCAUCGUUAGUUCUAAUUGGCGAUGCUGUUGUUGAACAGUAUCGGGUUUGUUAAAGGUGUUUCGGUCAUGAGGGAGUGUUAUACAAAUAUUGCGGUGCGUCUCGUUGGUUAUUGUUUCCGUUAAGACAGCUCAACAGUUGUCCUUUUGAUAAGAAAUAGUGCUUCGAGUGAGUUAACGUGGAUUUGUAAUGUGAAUUUGUAACAGUGACCAACAUCGGGCAGUAUUAUACCAUGAGUAUUAAAUCGAAUUGAGCGAAGUACCAUAACCAUAAGUGAGAAAUUAGCAUUUUACAGUUCAGUGAACUCCUCCAUGUGUUCGUCUGUGUCGUCUGUAUCGUGACGUGUUGUUAAGGCGCAAGAAUACAUAUUUUCCCAUUCCAUCUUCCCCCCUGUUUUUUUUUUGUUAUUUCAAUCCAUUCGUGCAUACGUGAUUGCAUGCAAAUAUGGUGCACCUUUAUCAGACAGCCGGAACGGAACGGUCGCCGAAGGAGAAGGCGGGCAAUUUUAUGUCGAACUUUAAGGGAUUGUUUUUCCGCCAGUCGAAGCUGAGCAACAAUGCGGACACUUGCUAUAAAACCACCGGUGGCACAACAUCCGCCAAGGCACCAAUUGCAUCGCCAGAGUCGGGAAGUGAACCAUCUUCAUUAGUGGUGGUACGUACGGCAGAAGCGACUACCGAACCAUUGAAGGUACAUCGUAUGGUGACGAUACAAUUGCCCCAUCACGGUGACAAUCGGUACGACAUAAGAAAGACGGCGGAGAAAGACAAGGGUGAGCGUAAGGAUCGAAGGCGCGCCAAAUCAGUGAUCAAAUCCGUCAAGCGACGCUCCUUCGGCAAACGCAUCAACAACCUGUGGAGCAACUUUGGAUUGCUGCGAAGCUCGGAGAAAAUCGUGGAGUUUGCCAACGGUCACGCUGCAUUUCAACACGUGCGUGAAAAUUUGACCGAUCUCAAUGGACGCCCGGAAGCGAACGAAACCGAUCUUGUAUUUCUCCAAGGAAUAUUGGCCAAUCCAGCCGUUACGCAGUUGAUUAAGAUCCAAGACAAACUCGAGGAAGCACCAGCGCCACUGUGUCCAGUGCGAGUGGACAACGCGCCCCUACUGAAGGAGGUGAUCGAUCGCUGUAGCCUCUCGAGGAAUCCGCAUGCCCGUGAGCUCGCUCGAAUCUUCCGCUAUCCACACUUUCGCGCCUUACUCGAAGCCCACGACGAAAUUGGCGAAACGCAGCUAGAGAAGCUAAAACAUCCAGCAGUAGCAGCGGGAGCAUCACCAUCAAUAUCACCGACGGGUUCCAGUCCGGGGAGUAACGGACAGGGCCAGCACAGUCCAUCCAGUGUCAGCGAGAUCGACGGUUCCGGUGUAGAGCUGCUCACGAUCAACGACAUGCCUGGUGAAACGAUCAAAAUGGUGGGCAUCCGGAGAAAUCCGGACGAACCGCUCGGGUUGACGGUGGAGGUGGACGAGCACAAUCAGCUGGUGGUGGCACGGAUCAUCGCUGGCGGUAUGAUCGAUCGCCAAGGGUUGCUACACCCGGGCGAUGUCAUACUGGAGGUGAACGGUGUGCCCGUGACCACGCCCGAGGAGCUACAGGGUGAGAUAUCGGUUGCGAAGGAAUCGGUCACGUUGAAGAUUGGACCGAGCAUCGAGGAGGAGAUGAAAUCCGCCCGCAUCACCAUGGCCGGUGGACAGGUAAAGAAUGGAAGAAAUUUAGACUCGGGCAAGAAGCUAACGUGUUACAUGCGUGCAUUGUUCGACUAUGACCCAAACGAGGACAAUCUGUUGCCCUGCAAGGAGAUCGGACUUUCGUUCAUGCGCGGUGAUAUCCUGCAGAUUAUCAACGUGAAGGACCCGAACUGGUGGCAGGCAAAGCACGCCGGAGAGGAAGGACCGACGGGGCUGAUACCGUCCCAGGAGUUGGAGGAACGUCGCCAGGCAUACGUACCUCCCGAGGCAGAUUUCGUCCAUAAGAUAGGCAUCUGCGGCACAAGGAUUUCAAAAAAGAAGCGAAAGAUACUGUACAAAACGAAGCAGAAUGGAGAGUUCGAUAAGGCGGAUCUGAUGCUGUACGAGGAAGUUACCAAAAUGCCUCCCUUCAAGCGGAAGACACUGGUGUUGGUCGGUGUGGCGGGUGUUGGUAGACGAACGCUUAAAAACCGACUGAUCAACAGUGAUCCGGAUAAGUUUGGAUCCGUAUUGCCGCACACCUCUCGUCAACCACGACCUCUGGAAGAAUCGGGCAAAGCAUACUGGUUUAGCGAUCGUGAAGAUAUGGAGGAAGAGAUAAGGGAGAACAAGUUCUUGGAGUUUGGUGACCAUAAUGGUAACCUGUACGGUACCCAUCUGGAUUCAAUUCGUGACGUUAUUCGGCAAGGUAAAAUGUGUGUUCUCGAUUGUUCACCGGCGGCACUGAAAACUCUACACAAUAGUCCCGAGUUUAUGCCGUUUGUGGUGUUUAUAGCUGCACCGGGGAUGGAACAGCUGAAGUUGCUGUACUCUGAGCGUAGAUCAGCGAGCGGUUCCACGAGGAAUUUACACUUUGAUCGUCAAAGCUCUAUACGCUACAGUUCGCGCCGUGCAAAGACACUGGAAUCGUUGGCAUCGUUGUACGAGGACGAUGAUCUUAUAUCGGCUGUCGAGGAGAGUGCACUGCUCCAGCGAAAGUACGACAAGUACCUGGACAUGGUCGUUGUGAAUGAAGACUUCGAUGACACAUUCCGACAGGUGACGGAAGCACUAGAGCAGCUGUCACACGAACAUCAGUGGGUACCGGUGAACUGGAUCUACUAGACCGAAACACGAUCGCGAAAUAUAUGUGUUCAAAUCAUUCGCAUAUGCGUUUAGUGAAAAAAAAACCUCGAUCGAUACAAGUAAUAGUUCAAAUAGCCAUAUAGCAAUGCAUUCAUUCUGCUUCAUUCGCUCCGUGAUAGCAGCACGGCAAUAGAAUCGGUAUCAUCGGUGCAUCGAACAUUGCCUUUAAAGACUCUUUACACUCCAGAUGCCUUAUCAAUCAACACAAUAUCGUUCACACGUGUAUAACAAACUUUCUUACCGCUUUACAUGUGGAAAUGAGACGUUUAUCAUGCAAUCAUCAGGAUUUGAUAUCGCGCAAGUACUAUCAACCGGCACGUAUCUGCACGUUCUUUAUCAACCUCCUUAGCUCGUUUAGCGUAACGCCUUUGAUGUUAGUAUUUUACCCUAGCGUUUAAGAUGAAAGUCGAAUUCGUCCACAUUUUUUUUUAUUAUGUUCUGUUAAUUUCUUUAGCCCCGAAGUGUGCGCUCGGGUGCAAAUUUUAGCGGCGCGUGCAGUAGCUGCAUGUCGUGGUUUUAGACAAUGGUAUUUCUAUCGUGUAAGAUGAGUUUUAUUCGUUUACCUUACAAUUUGUAAGUUUUUCUUCCGGUACCGUCCUUUGAGUUGUGAAAAAGAUAUAAUCGGUAGAAUGGUAGGUAACAAAUAAUAUUAAAUUACGAUGAAAACGAAAUAAACACAAAACAAUUUUUGCUUUGCUAGCUGUAAGCUAAUAUGUAUGAAUGGUACGAACUGUUUGUUUAUGAAAUCUGUUGUAGCAUUUCAUCGAAUUUUAUAUGUUAUGCGUAAUAAAGAUCUAGAACUGUAUGUAAAA
Anopheles funestus (African malaria mosquito) is the source of this 3674-nucleotide messenger RNA. RefSeq names its product protein PALS2 (gene vari). Gene Ontology annotation, molecular function: protein binding. The transcript is spliced from 9 exons. The coding region runs from base 496 to 2841 and encodes 781 amino acids. The record is from RefSeq and is a predicted model, not a curated record. NCBI's taxonomy places the organism in Eukaryota, Metazoa, Arthropoda, Insecta, Diptera, Culicidae. Gene Ontology annotation, cellular component: plasma membrane; cell-cell junction.